Symbiodinium sp. CCMP2592 is the source of this 363-nucleotide messenger RNA. The record is from the annotation of a GenBank genome assembly. Lineage: Eukaryota; Dinophyceae; Suessiales; Symbiodiniaceae.
AUGCAAAAGGACCCGGUCUUUGGAGUCUUUGGCGUCUUCAUCAAAAACACCUUCAUUGAGAUGGUGCCUGUUGUGGUCGAAGGUCCAGAAAUCCGACGAUCGCGAUCAGAACCCGAGUUGACGCCGCCAAGGCUUCAGCUGUCUGAGAAUGAGAUCGAGCCUGAUCCUGUGAACCAGAGUUUGUUUCAAAUAUGGCAAGCACAUCUUGCAAAUGCGUGUAAGCCUUGCAUCUUCAUCAAUCGCAAGGGCGACGGUUGCCGCAAGGGGAACUUGUGCUCACAUUGUCACUUCUGCACUCCUGCAGAAGCUAAACGGAGAAGGAACCGGUUGUGUGGAGAACGCCGGCAGGCAGCCAAUGUCUGA